Messenger RNA from Kluyveromyces lactis, 1047 nucleotides. It is a transcript of the gene MIY3, whose product is annotated as Miy3p. Gene Ontology annotation, molecular function: cysteine-type deubiquitinase activity; K48-linked deubiquitinase activity; cysteine-type carboxypeptidase activity. Gene Ontology annotation, cellular component: cell periphery; cytosol. Lineage: Eukaryota; Fungi; Ascomycota; Saccharomycetes; Saccharomycetales; Saccharomycetaceae. The record is from RefSeq and is a predicted model, not a curated record. Bases 1 to 1047 code for a protein of 348 amino acids. The transcript has a single exon. Gene Ontology annotation, biological process: protein K48-linked deubiquitination.
AUGGAAUUUGAAACCAAAACAAUAAAGGUCGAUGGUUUGACCAGGAACAUCUUGCUCCAGAAUGAGAAUGGACCAUGUGCACUAGUUGCUUUGACAAAUGUGUUGGUUUUAUCACCGCAACAUAAGUUAGAUGCUAACGAAUUGAUUCAACUAAUCAAUUCAAAUAGGAAGGUGACUCUUGAAGAUUUGAUAACAACAUUGGCAAAUAUCGGUGUUAUGAUGGACAAUGGCCAGUCGGAAGAUGUGAACGAACUUUUACAAUUAUUGCCACAGCUACAUACUGGUCUUAACGUCAAUCCGGCUUUCAAUGGUACAUUUCAAGAUGAUCAAGCGUUAGCACUUUUUAGACUCUUCCAAGUGUCAUUGGUUCAUGGAUGGAUAGUGGAUCCAACAAGAAACGAACAACAAUACCAUAGCGUUUCUCAUUACUCUUACGAUGAUGCUCAAAACCUCUUGGUGCACGCUUACGACAUCCAGAAUAAUGGGCUGCAAGUGGAAAAUUCGGAGCAAAUUUUGCAAGACGCUCAAUAUCUGAAAUCGUUCUUAGCAAGAAGUGCGACUCAAUUGACAGAGUAUGGUAUUCAGCACUUACAGCAGCUACUUCAAGAGCAUUCAUACUCCGUAUUUUUCCGUAACGAUCAUUUCUCCACCAUUCAUAAGAACAAUGGCGGCUUAUACGUCUUGGUCACCGACUUAGGUUUCAAGAAGGCUUCUAAUAUCGUGUGGCAGUCUUUGAAGUCCGUAAAGGGGAACCAGGACUCUUUCUUCACCUCUGAGUUCCUACUAACUACCCUUGAACAGGCCACUGCUUCGGGUUUGGACCCGAAUAGCAACGGAUCUCAACUGGAUGAAGAAACACCAAUGACAGAUGAACAGUUGGCCCGUCUAUUGCAAGAAGAAGAAGACGCAAGGGCUGUAAGAGGUAUUAGGUCGCGCCAAGAUAGGAGGGCAGCUGCUACUGCCUCUUCAAAUGAGGCCAAAUCUGCUAAGAAGGGCAAAAAUAAAAAAGCCGAAAAGAAGAAGAAGAAGAAGUGCGUCAUAUUAUAA